CAUACUCCCCUAGUCCCCUAUAUCUAGACACUUCGUUGCUCUCUCUCUCUCUCUCUCUCUCUCUCUCUCUCCUGCAUUACAGUUUACAAGCCAUUGAAUAUCGAAGUCUCACAGCUUUAUAGUUUCGAGAAGUUCAACCACGUACCCGCGGACGGUCUAAUAGUUUGUAUUCCGGUGCAGCAUGCCGUGCCACAGGGUCUGCCAGUUCCAUUCCCCUCCAGGGGAUUACAACGGUAUGGCAGAUAUGAGGGCAUUUUGGGAGAAUUGGGAUAUGAGGAUUCUAAUUCUCUACAUCCUCCUCACCCAGUUGUACCUCCAUUUCUCCGGACGGAUCCGCAGACAGAGUAGGUCAUCGCUCAUCAUUGUCAACGUUUGGUUGCUCUACCUGUUUUCUGAUUUGUUUGCCACAAUUGCUCUUGGAAAGCUCUCCAAGCUCAAGGUCAACAGCGACGCCAAGGACUACCUCAAUCAGAUGAAAAACAGCACUUAUGACAAAGCAACGCACAGUUUUAAGAUCCCACCGCUCGAUUCUAAAGUGAAAAUGGGCAAAGACGCGCUUAGGGUGAUUUGGGCACCUCUCAUCUUGUUCUAUCUCGGAGGUCCGGAUACCAUUACCAUCCUACGCUUUGAGGAAAACAAGUUGUGGAUGAGACACCUUUCAGGACUCGGAAUGCAAGGCCUGAGAACAGCUUACGCCCUGGUAGCAACCUUGUUCAUGCCCGGGUCGAUCGCUUAUCUGGCACUGUUGCUAUGUAUCCCUGGAAUCAUCAAGUACGGAGAGAGAGUGUGGGUGGUCUGGUCGAACUCCAACGACGAUUACACGGGUCUGAUUCCGUUAGGUUCAACGCCCGAAAUCGACGAAUCCAGGGCUCCCCAACCCAGGGCAAGGCUAGCGCUCCUAGCCCAUUCCUGGUUGCAUACUUUAAGGCCUCAUGUUGAAGAUUACGAAUGUGUGGCAGGCGAAGUGAGGGCUUUGGUAACACAAUUCCGCGAAAGAAUUAGCACGGGUGAUGAAGCCUUCAAAUUGAUCGAGAUCGAGUUGGGUUUGAUAUAUGAGAUGCUCUUCAGCAAGGUAGGCACGAUUUUCACCUUAUGGGGAAGUAUUCUUAGAUUCCUGAGCUUCUCUUUCCUAGUUUCUCUGCUCGUGGUGUUCUUGAGCACCUUAAUGCGUAACAAGCUUCCCGAGCAUUUCAUAGGUGAUGAUGUGAUUACCAUCGUUCUGUUAGCUGGAGCUAUUUUUCUAGACCUUGCUGGUAUUGUUGUGCAACUUUAUUCGGAUUGGGCCUUGAUUUGGGCGUGUAACAAUAUUGAUCGAAUUAAAUGGGGGGCUAAUCCGGUUCUUUUUCUCCACAAAAAUAUAAUCUCUGACCGCAAGACGUGGUCUGGGGUCAUGGGGCAACUCAGUCUCCGGGAGUACUGCAAAAACUAUAAGCCAACCGUGUGCGAUAAGACGUGGGAGCGUCUUUUUGGCAAGGAAAAAAUGUUGAAGAGAUACAAAACACAGAAGAAGCUAGUCCCGCAUUUGAAAGAUCUAAUCUUCGAUGGCCUUCGCGCGAUAUCAGGUGUGAGAAGAGCUGAGUGGACCCUCUUAAGAGAUGAUCAUGCACAGCAGUUCAAGUACUGGAGGAAUGAACUAGAAUUUAGUCAAAGUAUUGUCAUCUGGCAUGUUGCUACCGAGGUUUGCUACUGGUCGGAUCCUGGUAACGUUGAUACGAAAGCACGCGUGGUCAAAAUGCUUUCCGAUUACAUGAUGUACUUGCUUGUCGCAUGUGCUCCUAGAUUUCCCUUCUGCAACAUAUGCGACGAGAUUAUGCAGAAUCGUAAAGAUAUGAAGGAACUUUUCGAUUCGUAUGAAGGGGUUGGGAAUAAAGGCAACACCACCGAUACCACACUUGUGAACAAGAAAAGGAUUGAGAAUAAAGGCAAAACCACCGAUACCACACUAGUGAAAAAGGCAGGGGUUGAGAAUAAAGGCAACAACACCGAUGCCGCACUUGUGAAGGAGGCACAAAGGAUUGUGCAUGGUAUGAAGGGGGAUUCGAACAGCUGGGACUGGGAUAUCAUGGGCCAUGCGUGGGUGGAGAUGAUCCGCUAUGCAGCGAGGGAAAACCCGGUGAAGAAUCACAUUGAAGAGCUUCGACGUGGGGGAGAGUUUUUCACCCAUGUCUGGCUUCUGAUUAUGCACUUGGACGAUUCGGAGAAGCUGAAAGGAAGAAAUUCUAGCCGGGUGGAUGAACAUGACAGUACACUUGAAGAUAGCAAGAAUUGGGAUCUCACAAGGUUUUGGGGAUAACCCUGCGGCAAAAUAUCGUCGGCUCGAAAAAGUUCUACUUAUGGAUUGCUUUUAAAGUGUGUUUAUUUGUUUUUAGGAAACACUUCCUUCUAUUCUGCUGUAAAAUUUCAGGACAGGUUGGUACUAUUAUGUGUGAUUGUGAAUGCCUGUGUGUGAUAUUCAUGUUGUUUAAUUGCUCAACUAUUGUAAUGAUCGAUGUUUCAGUCUCUUAGCACUA
Rhododendron vialii is the source of this 2510-nucleotide messenger RNA. RefSeq lists its product as uncharacterized. Lineage: Eukaryota; Viridiplantae; Streptophyta; Magnoliopsida; Ericales; Ericaceae. Bases 182 to 2293 code for a protein of 703 amino acids. The record is from RefSeq and is a predicted model, not a curated record. The transcript has 2 exons.